This is a messenger RNA of Solenopsis invicta (red fire ant), 2033 nucleotides long. RefSeq names its product cytochrome P450 4V2. Gene Ontology annotation, molecular function: iron ion binding; heme binding; oxidoreductase activity, acting on paired donors, with incorporation or reduction of molecular oxygen. The transcript is spliced from 12 exons. The record is from RefSeq and is a predicted model, not a curated record. Bases 96 to 1601 code for a protein of 501 amino acids. NCBI's taxonomy places the organism in Eukaryota, Metazoa, Arthropoda, Insecta, Hymenoptera, Formicidae.
AUAAAAGUGUCUAUAAGUUAGAGAUAGUUGCAUUCAAAUACUGACAUUUAUAUAGAAUUGUUGUACUAUUUUACUGUUAUUAUAUAUUCGUUAUUAUGGUUUUUACAGUUGUAUUAAUUACUUUAGCAUGUAUUACUGUAAGUUACUUCGUUUGGAAUUAUUGCCGACCAUUCUUCGUUAGAAAAGAAAUCACUUUGCCAGGUCCAAGGAAACUUUACACAAACUUUCUUCGUAAAAAUACUGACGAAUUUCUGAAUAUUAUAAAUUCAUUGGGGUUUUAUUAUCCAUCUCCAUUCCAAAUAAAGUUGAAUUACACGCCACUUGUUAUAAUAUACGAACCAGAUCAAGUAAAGGACUUUUUACAAAAUCGAGAUAACUUAGACAAAAAUUUAUUAUAUAAAUUUACAGAACACAUAUUCGGCAUGGGAUUACUAACAGCUCCUGAAUCUAUAUGGGCUCACAGUCGAAAAGCAAUAGCACGAAACUUUAAUCCGAUCACAUUGCGUGAAUUUUUUAAUAUAUUUGUUGAACGAUCUUUAAUGUUGAUGAACAAAUUAGAAAAAGUUGGAUUAAAUGGAAAGGAAUUUACCUCUUUUAUGCAUUUAAAAACGAGUGCUUUAGAAAUUGCACUUGAUACUAUGAUGGGUAUUAAACAAGCAGAUUUAAAGACAAUAAAUCUAUAUGUGGAAUCAGCUGAAAAAAUAAAAAACAUUUUGAGACGUAGGAUGUAUUCUACAUGGAUAAUGAACGAAUUAUCAUUUUAUAAUUUUAUAUUCAAUAAUUUUUAUGCUUUGGGACACGAACAAAAAAAGGUCAUAAAGUCGUUAGGCUCACUUACAGAUAUGAUGACACAGCAUCAGCUGUAUGGAACACAUGGAGAACAUACAAAUAAAACGAAAAACCAUACAAAUAAAACGUUUUUCGAGAUGAUGCUGAAAACGUUUUCUAAAAAAAACUUUACGGAAAAAUUAAUUCGCGAUAAUAUGAUUACUCUUCUUUUAACGGCCACUGAUUCAAUCGGUGUUACUCUAAAUUUUGUUGUAUUCAUGUUAGCAAAUUUCUCAGAAAUACAAGAAAAAGUAUAUAAAGAAUUAACAGAAAUAUAUGGUACAACAAGUGUAAAGUCCACACCAAUUAAAUACGAGGAUCUACAACAUAUGAAUUAUUUGGAUCGAGUUAUUAAGGAAACAAUGAGACUUUUUCCUACUAUUCCUCUAGUUGGUCGAAAGCUAAAAGAAGAUAUGAAAAUAGGUGAAUAUAUAAUACCAAAAAACACUAAUGUUACCAUAGCAUUUAUGCUGAUGUAUCGAAAUGAAAAAUACUGGCCGGACCCGUUAAAAUUUGAUCCAGAUAGAUUUCUCCCGAAAAGAUUAAAGGAUAAUCAAUUAUCUUACUUUGCUCCUUUUAGUGAUGGACCAAGAAAUUGUAUCGGUAUGAGAUAUGCGAUGACUUCUAUGAAAGUCAUUCUGGCUACUUUGGUACGAACAUUCGUAUUAAAAGUAGAUGAACAUAUUCCGAUAAAUAAAAUAAAAUUACAAACAGAUAUAACAAUAUCUCCCAUUAAGCCUUUCAAGAUCAGGAUUGAAAAACGGAAUCUAUAAUAAAACAGUAAAGAAAUAAAAUAUAUUCGAGGCUAGAUCUUUAAAGAUUUCUGGUAAUUAAAUCUUAAUCAAUUGGUGUCUUAAAAAAUUAAAAAAUUUUCUUAUUUUUUAAAUGUUUGUAUUAUAACACUUCAUAAUUAUUACUAUAUAAGUAAAACUUACAGAAAUAACUCUAUAUUAUAUAAUACAAAUAAAAAAAAAGUUGAAAAGAUUAAAAAAGAAUUUACCUUUCGUAAUUUCUGGUCAAUAUCCAUUCUGCUGUAUAAUAUUUUACUUUAUUUGUUACUUCAUGCGAAUAAGACUCUUGCAUUCGCAUUUUGUUGUUUAAAACAUUAGUGUAAAUGUUACUUACACAACAUAUAUUUACAUUGUAAUAUAUAUUUACAAUAUAUAUUUAAAAAAUUAAUCGAAAAAUUAUUGUCGAAAAGUGAA